CCCCCCUGCUCGCGGAUUUCGAAAGCGAGCUACUUUUCCCUGGAAAUUUCCCUCUUUCUUGGCAGAAUUCCCGGAAAAGUCUUCGAUCAGUUUCUUGAACUGGUCACUUCCUUUGAAAUGAUGUAGUGGUGGGAGAUGGUCAGGAAAGAUGAUCUGGAUUUCUUCUGUAGUUUUUCGCGGAAAGAGCUUCAAAGUUUAUGCAAGAAAUAUGACUUGCCGGAUAAUAGGUCAAGUAUGGGUAUGGCUGAAUCAUUGGCUUCUUAUUUUGAGAGAAACAGUUUGAGCUCAGGUGCCUUUGGAGUGGGUGAUCAAUGCCAUUCAGCUACUGCAUCAGGAGCACCCGCAAGUGGAACUAGAGAUGUGAAAAAAGACUAUGGUGGUAGUAAAUUGGACAUUAUUAGAGAGGAUCGUUCUCAAACUACAACGGCUGGAGAAACAGGCUUUACCCUUGGGGAUAACACACAUUACCAGGACGUACAUGGGGCUUCGACUGAAUCUGCAUGUGCUACCCAAUUUACUAGGAGUUUGAAUGAAAAGGGCCCAAUAAAAAAUUCCAGGAAGGAUUUUCUUCGGGGAACAGACUGUUGGUUAGAAAACCAAACAAGAGAGGUAAAUGCUGGUGAACAUCCUCGAGAAACUCCUUCAACAGGAUGCUCUACAUCUACAUAUUCCAGUCCAUCUUCAUUUGAAUUCCAUGUCAGUUCAGAAAAGGGUAUUAACCUUUCAGUUGAUCUAAAUUUCAACCCAUCAGACUGGAUCAAUAGUAUGAGAAAUGAGGUCUGUGUAUGUAAUAGCAUGCUUCCCAAGGAAUCUCGGAGGUCUGAUCAGGGCACCAGUUACCUUACAAAGAGCAAGGAACAGAAGAGUCUGCCCCCAUUGAAUGCAAAUUCUGGGCAAGGCGAAGAUGGUCAUGCAGUGAAAGAAGCUUCAAUAAGCCCGCUAAUGAAAGACAAUAGACAAACACCAUCCGAUCAUCGGUCUACUGGUGAAGAAUCAUUAACGUCAUCUGCGAUCAUAGAACCAUGCAGCAGAAAAACAGAUGGCUUGGACAAGUAUAAGAAAGACGAAGGGCAUAAGUUGUUCAUAGCUGAGCCUUCAGCACCUGGCUUGAUAUUCUCUUGUGCUGAAUCGUGUAGUAAGAGUUGUUGUGUAGUUUCGCUUGAUCCGAACUGCGUUAAUUCUCCUGGAAAAAAGAUGGCAAGUGAUUUUGGUACACAAGAAAAUCUGACUGGUGACCUCCCCACUCAAAAAGUUGGAAACCCAAUUACUGAAACUCCUAUACGUCCAGGAGGAGGUGGUUCUGACAUGUCAUCGUUGGAAGCCAAGCCCUACAAGCUGAACCCAUCAUGUUCACUUUUGCAAUGCAGGCAAGAACUAUUUGGCAUCAAAUGUGGUGGAGCAGGAAAAGAGCGAAGCGAUAAGUGGGCAGGAGCUGUCAGAGUUAGUUGUUUGAAUAAUGUAGCAUCCCAUAUACGGAAUUUUAUUUUUGCGGUGAUAGAAGAAUGGAUGUCAAGAAAUAAUCCUUAUGGCAAGGAGAUUCAUGCUGCUCCUUUUGGAGGUCAUCAAUUUCACUCGGACCACUUAUGAAGCAUUAUAUUGACUACCAACGAAUCUUACUUUGGCAAUGCCAGAAGUCUGUGUUGUGAAUAUGGAGGUUUUUGGUUUUCUUCCCCUUUUCAUUUUGAGACCCCACAUGGAAAAUCUCUGUCUUUUUUGUAUAAUCAUCUGCAGAUCACGUCCGGUCUUGUCACCUUAAUCUGGCAUCGCCCUUGUUUCUGAACAUGUCUGAAACACAAAAAGCCAUGGAGAGUAUUCUUGAUGAGG
Molecule: messenger RNA, 1824 nt
Organism: Tarenaya hassleriana
Lineage: Eukaryota; Viridiplantae; Streptophyta; Magnoliopsida; Brassicales; Cleomaceae
Exons: 9
Coding region: 136-1587 (483 amino acids)
Source: RefSeq, a predicted model, not a curated record